Girardinichthys multiradiatus is the source of this 1445-nucleotide messenger RNA. It is a transcript of the gene igfbp7, whose product is annotated as insulin-like growth factor binding protein 7. The transcript is spliced from 5 exons. Lineage: Eukaryota; Metazoa; Chordata; Actinopteri; Cyprinodontiformes; Goodeidae. The record is from RefSeq and is a predicted model, not a curated record. Gene Ontology annotation, cellular component: extracellular region. Gene Ontology annotation, biological process: regulation of cell growth; regulation of signal transduction. Gene Ontology annotation, molecular function: insulin-like growth factor binding. The coding region runs from base 242 to 1027 and encodes 261 amino acids.
AUCUGAAUGUGAGGAAUGCGGAGAGAACUUCUGAUCGGAACCAGUAACCUGAUUUAAUCAGUAAUCAAAAAUCCGUGGAUCUUUCAUCUGUUUAAUUUGAUUUAAAUAAAAACCCAUCUGCAGCAGGAAGUUCGGGCUGUUCCGAUCUGGGACCAGUUCUGGCUGUGAGGCGGAGUCAGCGGACUCAUCAACGCUCCCACGGAUUCAGAUCCGAGUCCUGUCCAGAUUUCAUCUGAGCGUCAUGAAAUCACGCCGCCUCUCCUCGUUUUUGGUCCCUCUGCUGUUCCUGCUCCCGGUUCUGUGGGCCGGUCCGGGUUGCGCUCCCUGUGACCCGGCUCAGUGUGCUCCUCUCCCGGCUGAGGGUUGUCCCGCCGGGUCGCUGCGGGACUCCUGCGGCUGCUGCGCGGUUUGCGCCGCGGCGGAGGGAGAGCUGUGCGGUGGUCGCCGCGGGGCAGCGCGUCGCUGCGGCUCCGGACUGGAGUGCGUCAGAAGCGAUGACGACAAGAAGAGCAAGACCGGCGUGUGCGCGUGCAAGAGCAACUACGAAGUCUGCGGAACCGACGGAACCACGUACAAGAGCGCCUGCGCACUGAAGACCGCGAGCAGGUCAGAGGGCAAAGAACCCAUCAACAUCCAGAACAAAGGCCGCUGCGCCUCAGCUCCUGUCAUCGUCACUCCUCCAGGCCAGGUGUACAACGUCAGCGGGUCCCAGGUGUACCUGAGCUGUGAGGCUGUGGGUGUGCCUACACCUGUCCUCACCUGGAAGAAGAUCCUUGGUGGAAAGAGAAAGGCGGAGCUUCUUCCUGGAGAUCGGGACAACCUGGCAAUCCAGACCAGAGGAGGACCAGAGAAACAUCAAGUGACCGGCUGGGUUCUGAUCUCCCCACUGACUGAAGAAGAAGAAGGAUCAUACGAGUGUCAUGCUGCCAACUCCAAAGGUGAAGCGUCGGCCAUUGGAGCGAUCCACCUGGUUGAUUCCAUCUAUGACAUCAUCGCCAAGGCAGGGAUGAAGGAGGCCGAGCUGUGAUCAGCGGAUCAAAACAAAAACAUCAGUUUAACAUUUUCUGUUUCUUUUCUUCUAAAGUAUUUUAACAUUUGUUCAGUAUCCUAAGGUUCAUUUUUUUCUCUAACUGUAAACUUUUAAUUAUUUUUUAACGUUUUCUUUCUGCAGUAACUCAGAUGUUUCUCUGACUUUUAUUUUGAAGGGUGAAAUGAACCACAGCUCAGCUCAGUUUUUUGUUCUAUUAAAGGGACAAUAGGUGUGUUUGCAGCCAGGUUAUGUUCUGGAUCUGACCUUUUAAAGCUUUCCUUCUUGAUAAAAACUGUUUUGUUGUGGAUGAAAAGAAGAUGUGAUUUUCCAUUAUGUGAAUUUACUCAGAUGGCUAAAACUAGGUUUUCUUUCUCUAGAAACUAAAGUCAAUAAAUGAGAUUGUUACCAAGUUAAA